This is a messenger RNA of Periconia digitata, 1952 nucleotides long. NCBI's taxonomy places the organism in Eukaryota, Fungi, Ascomycota, Dothideomycetes, Pleosporales, Periconiaceae. The record is from the annotation of a GenBank genome assembly.
CCCGUCCGUCUUCCUCUCCGCUCGUCUCCCUCGCCCAGCACUGCCAUCUCAUUCUCUCUCUCUCUCUCUCUCUUGCUCUUUCUGCCUCUCGUCUUCUCCUUGCUUCCCUCCUUCGAAGUUGCAUCAUCGAGGCCGUUUGACGUCUACCCCGGCCAUGGCAGUGGUAGUGGCUUCGACCUAGACCCCAAAGCGGACACGACCCACACACCCACCCGAGGCCUGACAGCGCAACGCAGCCAGCGUACGUGCUAUAGCCAGAGGCAGUCCGUGCCUGUAGCUUACUACUUCUUGCCUACCUACCUACUUACUUACGUAUGACUACAACCAGUACAUACAUACCUGGUCAACCACCACUACCAUCCCCAGACCGUUCGCGAGCGAGCAAUUCUAUGGGAACAGCGCCUAAUUGAUGUUCUGGUGCUGCCACGCGCGUGCUACGAUUCGCCAUGGAGCUCCAACACAAAGAUUAUCCAGCCCUACUGGACGCUCUUCCUCCCGCACAAGCCGUCGCCGUCCUCAAUGAUCGCAUGAAGCAUGUCAACGACCUGAAUGUGCAGAUCGCAGACUGGCUGCAAGAACGACGCCGAGUAGAGGAGGCCUACGUGCAGGGUCUCCGAAAGCUUGCAAACAAACAUCCUCCGGACGAUUCUUCCGAUCUAGGCAUCUUCUCGACACCAUGGCAAAAGAUCACCACCGCAACCGAAGCUAUUGCCGAAUCGCACCAUUUGCUCGCGCAGAGAAUCGAAGCUGAUGUCGAACGCCCUUUGCGCGAAUUCUCCUCCACCAAUCGAGAGAUACAGGCCAUGUCCAACAUCUCCGGGAAUCUGGCCGCAAUGGCGCGGGACAUUGAUACCACCAAGAACAAGGCUGAGAAGCUCAGGAACAAAGGCGCAAAGGCGAAAGCUUCAUCUGUAGCGAGUGCUGUUGGCGAAGUGGAGAAUGCAACCAUCCAAUGGGAGUCACAGGCUCCCUAUGUUUUCGAGAAACUGCAGGCCGUCGACGAAAGCCGGCUCAACCAUCUCCGCGAUGCGCUUACCCAGUUCCAAACCCACGAAGUAGACCAGGUGGAACGGAAUCGGAUUAGCGCAGAGGACACAUUAAACGUUCUCUUGAACAUAGAGACCGCAGAUGAGAUACAGACGUGGGCAUUGAGAAUUCGAAGUGGGGAGAGGCUGCCCAUGAGCCGCAAAGGUAGCAGCGCGAUAGGCACUCCAUCAAAGAGUUUGGUACCCCCCGUUCCCCCUGUGCCAUCUGUACCUUCUAUACAUGCGGAUGAUGAUAAGAGUUCCAAGAGUAACCUCGCACCGGAACCAAAACAUAGCUCGAAUCCGCUCAAACGUUUUGGCACUGUCUUGAGCCGUCGCAGGACAAGCGUGCACCCCUUUGGAAAGGGUAAAUCCAAAGAUCGUGAAACUGGCGAGAGCUCGAAUCGACCUGUCUCGCCAUUGCGGAGACUCUCAUCCAGGAAUUCCACCCCGCGCGUAUCUGAUGUUUCUGGGUCGCCGAAGCAGACACGUACAGAUAGACCAAAUGGUAUAAGUCCCGAACCCCCUUCUGAUGACGGUCCGAGCUCUACCGCUGUGAAUGGGACUGUGCAGGAGACGAUACCGGAAUUGAAAGAACCACUUUCCCCUCCUCCACCAGCGGAGCCUCAGGUAGAACCCGAGAAAGAUGCAGAGGGUUUUACAGUGCCACCAUCUGCCAUCGAUGCCAUUACAGAAGCGGAACGGGAAGCAGGAUUUCCAUCUAUAGAGGCCAACCAGCCCCCCCAAUUCAAACUCGAUAUCAAGAACGCACCGAUACAGGAGGAAGAUGGCGAUCCGAAUGCAGCCAUGGUAGACAUGGCCAAUACACUACGAGCGGUACGUCAAUUCCAGUCAUUUUGCAUACACACUUUCGCGUCUCAUUCCAGGCUGCGUUUGGCGCGUGAACCAUCAAUGAUCUGAUCCCAU